Molecule: messenger RNA, 624 nt
Organism: Knipowitschia caucasica
Lineage: Eukaryota; Metazoa; Chordata; Actinopteri; Gobiiformes; Gobiidae
Source: the annotation of a GenBank genome assembly
AUGAAAUUGCUCCUGGACUCCUCCUCCUCGCUGCUCUUUUCGCUGCUGUUGGCCCACCUGCCCGUAUUCACCUCUGCGUCCCCUGUGCCCCACCACCGCAGACCGUCCGAAAUGGAUAAACUGUCAAACCAGACCAAAAACCUCAUGAAGCUCACCCAAGAAUUGCUGCGGGAACAUGCCUUUGACUCGGACGUGGAGCCACACAGGUUCCAAUCUCUGCCCGAAAUGAGCAACAGAUCGGCCAACGACUUCACCAGCCUGGAGCUGAAGCCGACGCUCUCGAAGCUGCACGCUGAUCUGAAGCUGUACGAGCAUCACUUUGAAUGGCUCAACAGAGUGUCCAAGAAGCACCACCACCCCGCCCUGCCCAAGCUCAUGGAGAUGGUCCGUGAGAUGAAAUCGCUCCUGAACCUGCUGCACAGACAGAUGCUGAAAGUGGAGGCCCCAAAGCUUACCCCAGCCACCCCCUCCCUCCCCCCUCACCUGCCCUAUCACAUCGACGUCCUGCAGUCCACCCACGAGCUCCUCCAGCACUUCAAGCUCUUCUGUGACUGGGCCUAUAGAGCCUUCAUUAGCCUAAAGCCAAAGAUAUCUGCAAACAACACCACCACCCAGUCCCAAUGA